AUGAAUCAGAUUAUUCGGAAAUUACAAACUCUUCAACAAUCAAUUUUGGACAGUCAUUUUAAAUCUACUUUCAAAAACUCAGUAACAGCUCCAAGAAGUAAUAUAUUGCUGACUUUAUUGGAGCAGUGGAUAAAUUCGACGUCGCAAAUCUACAAGUACAAGGUGAACUCAAACCAAGCUGCAAGGCAGAAUAAUGUGAAGAGUGUGAGCACUGUUGUCACUAACGUAUUCAAACAUUUCAUAAAGUCAUCUGAAUAUUCAAACCUAGUAAAAGAUGUCAAUAUACCAAACACAAUUUGCAGGACUUGGACACGCAGGCAGUCGCUUUCAAAGUCAUACCAAGUUUUGACCGCAGCUUUGUUCACUUUUGCUACUAAUGGUCUUCUGUAUCUCAGCCUACCUUUCCUGAAGCUGAACGGUUGUCACACGAUUGAAGCUGCUUCUCCAGUUUCUGCUGGUAGAAAUUUUAUUGCAGAUAUUGUUGCCAAGGCUAUACCAGCUGUUGUGUUUAUUGAAAUUAAAGGAAGGCACCCGAAGAGUGGCAAGCGAGUGACUCUAGCCAACGGUUCUGGAUUUAUUGUCAGGAGCAACGGCCUCAUCCUGACCAACGCGCAUGUGGUGGCGAAUAAACCCAAGGUGAUCGUGAAGCUGCACAACGGCUGCACCUACGAGGGAACGGUCAUAGCAGUGGACCCUGUCUGUGAUCUGGCAACUGUGAAGAUAGACUGUGAGAAUGACAAACUGCCGACGAUACCGCUGGGAAAGUCAUCGACCAUACGACCAGGAGAAUUCGUUGCCGCUAUGGGCAGUCCUCUUUCUCUCCACAAGACAGUCACCGUGGGUAUUGUCAGCAGCCAUCUCCGAGGGAGCAAGGAACUGGGCAUGAACAACAAAAACAUGGAGUAUAUACAGACGGAUGCAACCAUUGGUCUGGGCAACUCCGGAGGGCCACUAGUAAACCUG
Candidula unifasciata is the source of this 963-nucleotide messenger RNA. NCBI's taxonomy places the organism in Eukaryota, Metazoa, Mollusca, Gastropoda, Stylommatophora, Geomitridae. The record is from the annotation of a GenBank genome assembly.